UCGCGAGAGCUGCGGCGGGCGGAGCGGAGAGGAGAGGAGCGGAGCGGGCGGCGGGGUGAGCUCAUCCCGGGCGCGGAGCGCAGCCGAGCAGUGCGGAGGGUGAGCCGACGGCAGGCGCCGCGGCAACUUUCUUGGAGUCCUGAGUGCUGUUCUGUUGAAGCGUGUGUCAAAACAAGAUCCUGUGAUGUAAUGGAGACUUGGGAACUCUGCAGUUGUGCACUUUGAAACUGCUUCAUCUUUGAAGAGAGAUUUUUCCGGUGCCCUUCCUCAGAUGUCUGUGAUACUACCAAGAGGAACUGCCUUUCUGUUUAAAGGAAGCAUAAGCGAUUGUAUUACUGCUCUGACGUUUUAGCGCACAAGUGAUGUUAAAACAACUCGAAUGUAUUGGAGCAUGGCUACUUCUUAAGAUGCAAAAGUUAAAAGAAGUUACUACUUCUCAAAACCUACCGAAUAUCUGCAUUUUCUAGACAUUUUGCAUUUAACUGUAUCCUUAAAUGUCCAUGGUUAAGAUCUCAUGCAACCGUUUUAUGUUUUGGAGACUAUUCUCCAAAAGAAAACUGUGCGUUUAAAAAGCCGAAAUGACUGUACUUCCUCUUGGAACUUACUGAGGUUGAACAUACUGAAAUAUCAUGACCAGCUUGAAGCGGUCCCAGACCGAAAGGGCUGUUGCCACUGGGGUGUCAGUUGGAACCGAUGGCACCUCAAAAGUCCACUCGGAUGACUUUUAUAUGAGGCGCUUUAGGUCACAGAAUGGAAGCUUAGGAUCUGCAGUCAUGGCUCCAGUUGGGCCUCCUCGCAAUGAAAGUUCCCAUCAUGUUACCUCUACUCCUGGAGUCCCCAAAAUGGGGGUCAGGGCAAGAAUUGCUGAUUGGCCCCCAAGGAAGGAGAACAUCAAGGAAACAAGCAGGUCUAGUCAAGAUAUUGAAACUGCCAGUUGUCUUGACAGCAUGUCUUCUAAAAGCAGUCCUGGAAGUCAGGGAAGCUCCGUUAACCUGAAUGCUAGUGAUUCUGUCAUGUUAAAGAGUAUCCAGAACACGCUUAAAAGCAAGACCAGACAAUCUGAGAAUCUAGACUCCAGGUUUCUUACACCUGAUGGCUAUCCCAGUUCCCCAAGGAAAGCUCUUCGCAGAAUAAGACAGCGUAGCAACAGCGACAUUACCAUAAGUGAGCUUGAUGUGGAUAAUUUUGAUGAAUGUAUUUCGCCCACCUUUAAAUCUGGACCGUCUCUGCAUAGAGAAUAUGGCAGCACAUCUUCAAUAGAUAAGCAGGGAACUUCGGGGGAAAGUUUUUUUGACUUAUUAAAGGGCUAUAAAGAUGAAAAAUCUGAUCAGAGAAGCCCAGGCACAACUAAGCUCAGUGAACUCCUGAUUGCCAGUGGAAGCAAGGGUUCAGGUUUCUCUCUAGAUGUGAUUGAUGGACCUAUUACUCAAAGGGAGAACCUGAGACUCUUUAAGGAAAGGGAGAAGCCACUCAAGAGACGCUCAAAAUCAGAAACAGGAGAUUCAUCCAUUUUUCGUAAGCUGCGUAAUGCCAAAGGUGAAGGGGAGCUUGGGAAGUCUUCAGAUCUUGAAGAUAACAGAUCGGAAGAUAGUGUCAAGCCUUGGACUUGUCCAAAGUGUUUUGCUCAUUAUGAUGUACAGAGUAUUUUAUUUGAUUUAAAUGAAGCAGCAAUCAACAGGCAUAAUGUUAUUAAAAGAAGGAACACAACAACAGGAGCAUCUGCUGCUGCUGUAGCAUCGCUUGUCUCUGGACCCUUAUCCCAUUCUGCAAGUUUCAAUUCUCCAAUGGGCAGCACUGAAGAUCUGAAUUCAAAAGGAAGUCUCAAUAUGGACCAGGGUGAUGAUAAAAGCAAUGAACUUGUGAUGAGUUGUCCUUAUUUUCGUAAUGAGAUUGGAGGAGAAGGGGAGAGGAAGAUAAGCCUUUCCAAAUCUAAUUCAGGUUCCUUCAGUGGAUGUGAAAGUGCCUCGUUUGAGUCAACUCUGAGUUCUCAUUGUACGAAUGCUGGAGUGGCAGUUCUAGAAGUUCCCAAGGAGAAUUUGAUUUUACAUCUAGACAGAGUGAAAAGAUACAUCGUUGAACAUGUAGACCUUGGUGCAUAUUAUUACCGAAAAUUUUUCUAUCAGAAAGAACACUGGAACUAUUUUGGGGCAGAUGAGAACCUUGGUCCUGUAGCUGUGAGUAUAAGAAGAGAAAAACCAGAGGAAAUGAAAGAGAAUGGACCUCAGUACAACUACCGGAUCAUUUUCAGAACCAGUGAGCUUAUGACAUUAAGAGGCUCUGUGCUGGAAGAUGCUAUUCCUUCAACUGCAAAGCACUGCACGGCCAGAGGACUUCCCCUAAAAGAAGUGCUUGAGUAUGUGGUUCCUGAGCUGAAUAUUCAUUGCCUAAGGCUGGCCUUCAACACUCCUAAAGUCACAGAGCAGCUUAUGAAGCUGGAUGAACAAGGGUUAAGUUACCAGCUUAAGGUGGGUAUCAUGUACUGCAAAGCUGGGCAAAGCACAGAAGAGGAAAUGUACAAUAAUGAAUCGGCAGGCCCAGCCUUUGAAGAGUUUCUUCAGCUCUUGGGAGAACGAGUUCGGCUCAAAGGAUUUGAAAAGUAUCGUGCUCAGCUGGAUACGAAGACUGAUUCAACAGGUACUCACUCUCUAUAUACAACAUACAAAGACUAUGAAAUCAUGUUCCAUGUUUCUACUAUGUUGCCAUAUACUCCAAACAACAAACAGCAGCUUCUGAGAAAGCGACAUAUUGGAAAUGAUAUUGUGACAAUAGUUUUCCAGGAGCCUGGAGCACAACCGUUCAGCCCAAAGAACAUUCGAUCUCACUUCCAGCACGUCUUUGUCAUUGUGAGAGUGCACGGUCCCUGUACCGACAGUGUUUGCUACAGCGUUGCUGUGACAAGAUCCAGAGAUGUACCAUCCUUUGGACCACCUAUUCCAAAAGGCGUCACAUUUCCUAAAUCAAACGUGUUCAGGGACUUCUUACUAGCCAAAGUCAUUAAUGCAGAGAAUGCUGCUCAUAAAUCAGAAAAGUUUCGUGCAAUGGCCACCAGGACCCGUCAAGAAUACUUGAAAGACUUGGCAGAGAAGAAUGUCACCAACACACCUAUUGAUCCUUCUGGCAAAUUCCCCUUCAUCUCACUUGCUUCAAAAAAGAAAGAGAAGUCUAAGCCUUAUCCAGGAGCAGAGAUCUAUAGUUCUGGUGCUAUUGUAUGGAGUGUCCAUGCAAAAGACUACAGCAAGGGUAUGGAAAUAGACUGUCUCCUAGGUGUCUCUAAUGAGUUUGUAGUCCUCAUUGAACAGGACACAAAAAGUGUGGUGUUCAAUUGCUCCUGUCGAGAUGUGAUAGGUUGGACUUCAACAGACACAAAUAUAAAAAUAUUCUAUGAGAGAGGUGAAUGUGUUUCUUUGGAGAGCUUCAUCAGCAACAUUGAUGACAUCAAAGAGAUCGUCAAAAGGCUGGAGCUUGUGACUAAGGGAUGUGAAACAGUGGAAAUGACUCUGCGUAGGAAUGGUCUGGGUCAACUUGGCUUCCAUGUAAACUAUGAAGGCAUUGUGGCAGAUGUUGAGCCCUACGGGUAUGCAUGGCAGGCAGGACUGCGACAGGGUAGCAGGCUGGUGGAAAUCUGUAAGGUGGCUGUAGCCACUCUGAGCCAUGAGCAAAUGAUUGAUCUUCUGAGAACAUCGGUAACGGUGAAGGUCGUCAUUGUCCCUCCAUAUGAGGACUGCACACCACGCAGAAGUUGUUCAGAAAACUACCGUAUGCCAGUGAUGGAAUACAAAGUGAAUGAAGGAAUGUCAUAUGAAUUCAAAUUUCCCUUCAGAAAUAAUAACAAAUGGCAGCGAAAUGCAAACAAAGGACAGGGACCUCAUGUGGCUCAGGUACCAUCCCAAGUUCAAAGUCCAGUGCCAUCUAGAAUUGGCUCAGGGAAAGGAGAAGGGAAAAUGCCACCCCCAGAACGAGCAGCUAACAUCCCCCGAAGUAUCUCUAGUGAUGGGCGCCCACUGGAGAGCCGGAGGUUGUCUCCUGGUUCUGAUGUCUACGUGACAGUUUCGUCCAUUGCAUUAGCAAGGUCGCAACAGUGUCGCAAUUCUCCAAGCAACUUAUCAACCUCAAGUGAGACAGGCUCUGCUGGGAGCACAUACAGACAAAAAUCUAUGCCAGAAGGGUUUGGAAUUAGCCGUAGAUCCCCUGCUUCCAUUGACAGGCAGAGCACGCAGUCAGAUACGGGUGGUAGCGGCAAAUCCACACCGAGCUGGCAAAGAAGUGAGGAUAGUAUCGCUGACCAGAUGGAACCAACAUGUCAUCUCCCAGCAGUAUCAAAAGUACUACCAUCCUUCAGAGAGAGCCCCAGUGGAAGACUGAUGAGACAGGAUCCUGUGGUUCACUUGUCUCCAAAUAAGCAGGGUCAUUCUGAAAGCCACUACUCCAGCCAUUCCAGCAGCAAUACUCUCUCCAGCAAUGCCUCCAGUGCUCACAGUGAUGAGAAAUGGUACGACAGUGGAGAGCGCACUGAAUCAGAGCUGAACAGCUACAACUAUCUUCAGGGGACUUCAGCUGAUAGUGGCAUAGAUACCACUUCCUACGGACCUAGCCAUGGCAGCACUGCCUCGCUGGGAGCAGCAACAUCUCCCCGGACAGGGCUAACGAAGGAAAAAGUGACACCGCUGUGGCACAGCUCCAGUGAAGUGGUCUCCAUUGCAGACAGGACAUUAGAAAAAGAGAGCCACAUUGACCGAAAGGCUGAGUCUUCACUGAGUCUGGAUAUUCACAGCAAGAGCCAGCCAGCCUCCAAUCCUCUAACAAGGGAGAACAGUGCUUAUAGUCUUAGUGAUGCUGUCUCACAUACAAGUACCAUGAGCUCACGACACUCUGCCAGCCCGGUUGUUUUCACCAGUGCCAGAAGCUCACCUAAAGAAGAGCUUCAUUCUGCUACUUCUCCCCAGCUCGCACCUUCUUUCUCCUCCUCCUCUUCCUCCUCAUCUGGUCCUAGGACUUUCUACCCUCGCCAGGGUGCUACUAGCAAGUAUCUGAUCGGAUGGAAAAAGCCCGAAGGGACGAUAAACUCGGUGGGGUUUAUGGAUACAAGAAAACGUCACCAGAGUGAUGGCACCGAAAUGGCCCAUGCUCGGCUGCGUGCAUCAGCAAGAGAUCUACGAGCAUCCCCGAAACGAGCAUCGAAGUCCACUGUUGAAGAAGACCUGAAGAAGUUGAUAGAUCUUGAUAGUCCAACACCUGAAUCCCAAAAGAAUUUUAAGUCACACACUCUGUCCUGUCAGUCUCCCUUUCCCAGCACUCCUACCACAAGGCGUGCCUUGCAAAGGACUUUGUCAGAUGAGAGUAUUUACAGUGGUCAAAGAGACCACUUCUUUGCCUCACGGGCCUCACUCUUGGACCAAGCCAUGCCAAAUGAUGUCCUGUUCACCAGCACAUACCCUUCUCUCCCAAAAUCGCUGCCGUUACGGAGACCAUCGUAUACUUUGGGAAUGAAAUCGCUACAUGGGAAAUUCACAGAUUCUUGCUCCCUUCUCACAGAUAUCCAGGAGCAAAGACGGCAGCCCAUGCCAGACCCCGGUCUUAUGCCAUUGCCUGACUCUGCCUCUGAUCUGGACUGGUCAAACCUGGUAGAUGCUGCCAAAGCCUUUGAAGUUCAGCGAGCUUCAUUCUUUGCUGUUGCGGAUGAAAACCACAGGCCUGUGAGCGCUGCCUCCAGUGGUGAUCAGGCUGAGGACCAGCUUACUGCACAGAUAAAGCCUUAUACAGGUAAAGAAUCUCCUCCAACUCUUGCCUCUAAAGUGGACCAACUUGAAGGUUUGCUGAAGAUGCUGCAAGAGGAUUUAAGGAAGGAAAAAGAGGACAAAGCCAAUCUUCAGGCUGAAGUGCAACAUUUACGGGAAGACAACUUGCGGUUACAGGAGGAAUCCCAGAAUGCAACUGAGAAGCUGAAGAAAUUCACCGAGUGGGUUUUCAACACAAUUGAUAUGAACUGAGAGCAGUGUAUGGGGAAGGAAACUAUCUGUAAUGAAUAUUAUUCCUGGGACUUAAGCUUUAAUGCCACCUUAAUCAUGACAUGUGAAAGUAUAGUCAGAGCACUUCCCCGUUCUCCAUCCUCCAAUAACCCUUUUUUGCAUCUCUGCGCGCACUCCGAACAAUUGCAGAUCAACAAUCAAUGUCUGCCUUUUGUAGAAAAACAAAGUAAAUAAUUUUAAAGAGGUAAAAUAAAAGUUUAACUGCUAAAAUGUGAAUGUCUAUUUUUUGCACAUUGUUUCUUUAUCAGUUACGUACAAAGCGAUUUGGAGGCUGGAUCAGGCUCGCUGCUCCAUCUGCCUCUGGUUCCAUUAUCUCCUUUCUGUCUGUUUCAGGUAAUCUGCUUUUCCUUGCAGCUUUGGCAAAUAUUAUGACAUCUAGGAAAUUAGAAAGAAAUGUUUAUUUUACUGCUUUUCUUACAUUGUUUUCUGAAGUAUGCCACAGACAAGGGGAUGUAAUGCAAUGUUUUAGGUGUCUCCUUAGCAAUUUGCGCUUGAUUGCUAGUGCUACCUUCCCAUACGUUACAGAGAGCGUGUGUCUGUAGUGUAGGUACAGUACCAGCAUCGCAACAUCUGGAGAGAGAUGAGAGACCUGAGCCGUGGGUGAGGCAUAUUAUCACACAUCUGUUGCAUUAGCAUUUCUGGUAGCCUUCGUUUCCUGUGGAAGCAACGGCUGCAAGUAACUUUACAAACAGCAAAACGAGGCAUGCUGCAGUUUGUUCCGUAUCAGGCAGGCUGAAAUACCAAGCACUGCUGCUGUACCGCUUAAGGAUCAUCCCCGACCCUUCCAGGGGAGUCUGUUACUGUCGUAUGUGCAGAAGAUUUAGGCUGAAGUUGUAAAGAGAUUAAGAUUUCCUCCUUGCUCCCCAAAAUGUUUCCAUGAAAAUCCACAUAAACCGUCUCAGUGCACCAGCCCUCCCGUUUCGUUUCUCCAGACUUCUCAAAUCACCCCAGAUUUGAGAAAUGUUUGCUAAGCUUUUGUUCAAUGACAUGAGAGGUCUUUCUUUAAAUCCUUUGUGACCACAAGCAGAGGAAUACGUAAAGGUGAAAUUAGAGAAGUAUAUUUUUCCGAAGUACUGGGAUAGGAUUGGAGCUCUGAAAUCCCCGACUCCCAGUGAAGCUGUCUAGCAUGAGAUUUCCCAAACUGCCUCAUGUCAAGAAAGUUAAUUUCAUGUUCUUUGAAGGAACAGCCAACUUGCCACAACAUAUUACCUCUCCAGAAAAUACCUUUCAGGUGUAGGCACUGCAGUCUGCACGAGCAUCGAGCUGUGCAGCGUGCUGAGAAACCUUUUCUGUUCCCUUCAGAGUAUACAGUCACUACCUUAACAAAUACUGCCUUGCACAAGGUGCAGCAAAUUUGCAGUAAACUUCAAGAGCAAUCCUCCCUCCCCUUUAACACAUUCUCAAACAGGAUAAAAUCGUUGGGCAUAGGCUUGUCAUAGAAACUUCCACGCUCUUUUCAAAUCCCCUUUUCAUACUCUUUAAUCUUGCUCCACACAAGUGCACACUACACUCCAACCUCAAACUUCAUUUGCGAUGCUAAUCCCCAUGGAGUUCUUCUCUAAUGUUUUGUCAUGGAAAUGGAUCUCUUUGGAACUAUUUCUGGAGUGCUUUUGUAAAGGUUUAGAAUGUCUUGGGUUUUUUAAUGACUUGUAUGAAGGAGAUUUAUAUAAUGCCUGAUAUAAUUUGUAAAUGGGAAAUAUUGCUAACAUCUCUGAGCAUCCUGAAGUCUUGCUUUUAUUCUCUUUUAUUUUUAAGUUUGGGUUUUAUUUUAUUUCAAAAAAUAUUUUGGGACUUGGGGCAGACUAUUUAUUAGAGUUUUGCAACAGAGUUCUUCUUGUAUGAUGCCACUGAAGGCUACUUGUAAAAUUCUGACAAUAAAACUCAUUUUAAAGGCUCUUCUAAA
Messenger RNA from Numida meleagris (helmeted guineafowl), 7929 nucleotides. It is a transcript of the gene SIPA1L1, whose product is annotated as signal induced proliferation associated 1 like 1. The record is from RefSeq and is a predicted model, not a curated record. The coding region runs from base 630 to 5987 and encodes 1785 amino acids. Gene Ontology annotation, biological process: regulation of small GTPase mediated signal transduction; activation of GTPase activity. Gene Ontology annotation, cellular component: cytoplasm. NCBI's taxonomy places the organism in Eukaryota, Metazoa, Chordata, Aves, Galliformes, Numididae. Gene Ontology annotation, molecular function: protein binding; GTPase activator activity. The transcript has 24 exons.